CUCCAUGCAGCAGCAGCAGUCUGCCGCUACGAGAGGACCAGAAAUCUGCAGCUCACAGAAUGAAGAGAUCAAAAUGAUGCUGCCUCUAAAAAGGGAUUAAACUCUGGGCGCCACCUCGCUGGGAUCGGCUGCUGGUGGAUAAUACAGAUUUGCCACCGGGAGUUGAGAAAGGAGACAUGCCGUCGUUGAGCAUCAGUUGCGACGCUUGACUGACCAUGAUGAAGACCGAAUCCACAUCCAAGAGCACCGGCUCUGGCUCCACGCUCAGGAGCCCAUCCCCGCACAGGAACGCGUACGAGGCGGGGAUGCAGGCCCUGAAGCCCGUUAAAGACAAUGCUGCAAAUGGGGACAUGCAGGAGGGCCCCCGAGGGCGCAGGUACGGCUCUAAUGUGCACCGUAUCAAGAACAUGUUCCAGCAGAUGCAGACCACAUCCCCGGCCGACGCAGAGGGUGAGGACAACGCCAGGAUCGCCGACAAAUCGGUGCGCCUUUCCCUGCCUAGAGCCGGUAGCCUGAACGAGAACGUGGAUCACAGCGCGCUGCUGAAGCUCGGAUCCACCGUGUCCGAGCGCGUCAUCAAGUUCGACACAAAACCGGAGAAUGGGCACCAGCGGGCCUCCUCGCCCAGCUACUCCAAGCUACAGGAGACCCGCCGCAUCUUUGAGGAGAAGCAGCAGCAGGAGAAACUGCAGCAGGAGAAGCAGCAGCAGGAGAAACUGCAGCAGGAGAAGCUGCAGCAGGAAAAACUGCAGCAGGAGAAGCUGGCUACAACCAGGGUGUUACUGAAGACAGAUAAGGCCUCGAGUUUUCAGGAUGGCAGGUUGGACAUGGUGGCCCGUUUUAAUGGCAGCACAGAGUCCCUGGACAGCCUGGACACUAGUGAAGCAGUGUCCCCUACAGUCAGCCAGCUCAGUGCUGUGUUUGAACGGGCAGCCGAGCUCCGGAACAACCUCCACCGUCUCUCCUCUACACCACCACUCCCUUCCAGAGGGGUCAGCACCAAGGUAGGCGUGUUGAAUUCCAAGAUAAUCACAAAGAGGGUCAGUGCCUUUGCAUCAGGCAACCAAGGGGAUGAGAUAAGCAUUCAGAAGGGACAGGAGACACCUCCAAGGGGCUCCAGAGGAAGGGUGACUCCUCCAUCUGAAAGCGUUAAUGGUGGCCAGUGUGCCCCAACUACUGAACUUUACAGUAAUGUAGGAGAGCCGAAUGAACAGAGAGAAAAGACAGUUUCAGAUGCAGGUGUCGAGGCCAAAGUUGAUGUUAAACCUGAGGAACACUCUGGGACCAGCGAGCCCAGCAGCACAAUACUGCAAGGUGACAUCCACAUGUCGGUGCAGAAUGGAGAAACUGCCUCAGAGAAGCGAAGCUCUCCAAAGAGUGCCGACAUGGUCAGGCAGGAUGGGGACAAAAAUACAGAGGAGGAGGAAGACAGGACUCUCAGAGAAGAACAGUCGGGCCGGGACUCUGUGGAUAUCAGUACCUACAGUGCGGUGGGGGAGGACUUUGAGGGAAGCCAGAAGGAUGAGGAGGAAGACGAGGGCGAUGACCGCUACGAGCCAGAGUCCAGUUGUGUGGAGAUUUCAGGGCUGCCUGUGGAAGAGGAUCCACCCCCUUCAAGAAAGAUUCGCUUCAGCACAGAGCCCAUCCAGGUGUUUGCCACCUAUUCCAACGAGGACUAUGACAGACGUAAUGAAGAUGUGGAUCCAAUGGCAGCGUCUGCUGAGUAUGAGCUGGAGAAAAGAGUGGAGAGGCUGGACCUAUUCCCUGUGGAGCUGGAGAAAGACGGUGACGGCCUGGGCAUCAGUAUUAUUGGGAUGGGUGCAGGGGCUGACAUGGGCCUGGAAAAACUGGGCAUCUUUGUGAAGACUGUCACAGAAGGAGGAGCAGCACACAGGGAUGGCAGGAUCCAGGUGAACGAUCUGAUUGUGGAGGUGGAUGGGACCAGUUUGGUGGGAGUCACCCAAAGCUUUGCCGCCUCUGUACUCAGAAACACCUCAGGAACCGUUAAGUUUGUGAUUGGACGAGAGAAGCCGGGUGAACAGAGCGAAGUGGCCCAGCUCAUCCAGCAGACCUUGGAGCAAGAGCGCUGGCAGAGGGAAAUGAUGGAGCAGCGCUACAACCAGUACAUGGAUGAACAAGAGGGUGGGGAAUACGGCACAGAUGAGGAAGAGGAUGAUGAUGAGGAAGCUAGUCCACCGUAUCCCACUGCGAUCGAGGUGUUUGACUUGGCGGAGAACGAGGACAUGUCGCCUCUGGAGACAGACCCUGAGAAGCUGGCCCAUAAAUACAAAGAGCUCCAAAUAAAACACGCUGUCACCCAGGCUGAGAUCCAGCAACUGAAAAGAAAGCUGCACCACGCAGAGCAGGAGAAGCAGCGCUGGCGUAUGGACAAGGCCCAGCUGGAGCAAACCCUGCAGGAGAACAAGGAGCGAAUGGAGAAGCUGGAGGGCUAUUGGAUGGAGGCUCAGAGCCUGUGCCAGGCAGUGGAUGAGCACCUGAAGGAGACGCAGGCCCAGUAUCAGGCCCUGGAGCGCAAAUACAGCAAAGCCAAACGUCUGAUCAAGGAGUAUCAACAAAAAGAGAUUGAGUACCUGAAGAAGGAGACCCAGCGCUGUGCACAAGUUGGGGCUGAGGCCAACCUUCUGAAAGAGGAGUCAGGGCAACUCCAAGAACAGGUGGCUGAUCUGGAGUGCCGAGUGGAGGAGCUGAAAUCUGAACCAUUAUAAAAGCCUUUUCUAAUAAAUAUAGAACUUCACCCGACAAAGGAGUGUUUUAAGUACUUGCAACGAACUGCAGGGUAUCUCGUGUGUCCAACUUGAGCUUAAUUUGUGGUCGCAUACUGUAUGUGCCCUCAGGCUUUGUAUUUCACCCACUUAACCCUUUUAACCAUGUUUUUCUGUUGGCAUUUAUGGGAAGAAGAGCAGUUUUAUCAUCACAAACGGACUCCGUAGAUGUACUGUUCCUUUUUCAUUUUCAGACUUCAGUAUUUUCUCCCUUAAUUUGUGAUUCUUGUGAAAGACCAGGCUGUUGCUUUUCAAUUGCCAAAACAAAACAAAGAUCCUUUCUUUCUUUCGCUUAGUUUUGUGACAUUUUUUUUCUGAGUUUGUACAGAUGUGAUACUGUGUGGUUUAACAAUCAGUUUGGUUUGUAAAAAAAUUUAAUGUGCAUAACAUUUAACAUAAUAUAAACUAAUGAGAGUCGAGGGUCGUUGUAUAUUUUGCGUGGCAAAGAUGUGUAAAUUGGAUGGAGACCGCACUGAAGACGACAACACAUGGUGCUUCACUGGAUUGGAGUAAUAAACGGGAACAAGUCUGACGUGUCUUUGAAACUGUACAGUAUCCCAACCUUCGUAGGGGUCUCGUCACAUAACCUUUAGAACCAACUGCUGCCUACCUUUCAGACGUGUUUGUGUAUUUUUUACACAUUAGGACUCGCGAACAAGCGACUAAUCCUCUGGUUUCAACCCCUCACUUCUAUCAAAAAGAAAAAAAAAAUAGAAAAAAGGAAAAAAAUGGACCACGGAAACAAGCCUCCACAUCUGCUGUGCCACAAACAAUGGAUAUCUCUUCCCUCCCCUUCAAAUGGAUGUUGUCAUGGACUUGUAGAACUGGAAUUAGUUAGGACUACUGAUGUAAGAAACAUUACUGGACUGGGAAGUUAAAGAAGCCGUUACCAGCAGCAAAGUUUUAGAUUUAAGGAGCUCGUCUCUAACCAGCAGCUGCACUUGACACCGCUGUGUGUAGCACAUGGAAAACACUGCCAGGUUUCUACCUGUUUCAGUUUACGCACAGUUUAAAUGAAACUGAGUUUUACUUGUGUCAACUGUCAUGCCAGUAUGUUUGUAUAGUUCAGGUCAGACUGAAAUAUUUUAAUUUUACUUAAUAUUUAUAAUAUAGUCAAGUUGGAAAUAUGAGCUAACAAAGGACAAAUAGUGACAAAAGCAAUGCAAAAAUUAAUGUCCAAUAAACAAAGUUAUACUGUGUCAUGUAAAAAAAAAAACAAAAAAAAAAAAACAAGAAACGAAAAAAAAGUAGUAGAUCUGACUACAAAAACAAAUUUAAGACUACUUAAUUGAAGAAAAAAAACAGGCAUGGUUAUGAGUAUUUUCAUAAUAUUAAGGCUUGUACAGUGCACAUGCUUUGCAUUGUAUGUUUUGUGGAAUAAAUGGUCAACAGUGA
Molecule: messenger RNA, 4178 nt
Organism: Pelmatolapia mariae (spotted tilapia)
Lineage: Eukaryota; Metazoa; Chordata; Actinopteri; Cichliformes; Cichlidae
Product: neurabin-2-like
Exons: 11
Coding region: 216-2726 (836 amino acids)
Biological process (GO): neuron projection development; actin filament organization; calcium-mediated signaling
Cellular component (GO): cytoplasm; dendrite; postsynaptic density
Molecular function (GO): actin filament binding
Source: RefSeq, a predicted model, not a curated record